AUGAGUGAAGCACCACAAGUCGAUAUCCUUGAGGCCUCCAAGGAAAAAUUUGUCAACCUUAUUUCUGAGCUUGACGACUCUCAAUUCCAUACUUUCGAACAAUUUGUUCAAUCAGCACUUCAGGAAUACCACGGUCAAAUCCACCAUCACCACGGUGACGAAGGCGAUGCUAUGGAUACCGAAGAGCAUGAUGGUAGUUAUCAACCUGUCAGCGAUGCUAAAAUGAUGAGAUUAGGUAGAAUGAUCAAAGAUCUUCGUACCCGUGUUCCUAUCUCUGCUGAAGCACCCGGAGAAAAAACAGUCAUUCCCAAUACUCCCGAUUUUAAGGGAUUCACAGAUCAAAAUACUGUUCACGUGGAUGGCUUUUUGUUUUCUGAAGAGGAUGUAGAUGACCUUUGUGAGGAAGGAAAGAUGUCUCGAAAUUAUUGUUUAGACUGUAAAUCCAAGAAUUGUGCUCCUUUGAACUUUAUUUCUCAUUCUGCCUCUGUUUUACAAUUGCAAUUUUUGUAUCAGGUUGCUUUGGCCGAUAAAGUGAAAGAUAAGGUCAUUGUGGAUGUUGGAUCAAGGUUAGGUGCCGUUUUAUACGCUGGCCAUUUAUUCACGCGUGCUCGUAAAAUUAUUGGUGUUGAAAUCAAUGAAUGGUUUACAAAGUUACAAAAGGACAUGAUCAAGCAAUACAAGAUGGAUGAUCGCAUUGAAGUUAUGUGCAAAGAUAUUCAAACCAUGCCCGAGCUAUUAUCCAAAGACGCUGAUAUUGUUAUCAUGAAUAACGUAUUCCAAUUUUUCAACGAUCUUCCUAUGCAACAACAAAUCUGGAAAUUUGUACGUGCUGAAACCAAGAAGAAGUCUGGAUUGUUAUUAGUUACUCUUCCUGCUUUACAAGAUCAGUUAAAGGAAGCCGGUUUGUCCGCUAAUAAAUUAAUGAAAGGUUGGGUGAAGGAAGUGAAGCUUAACUAUGAUGGCGGUUGGUUCCAAGAUCUUAACGAUGAUGAAUUAGAGGAAAUUAAACAAGUCCAUUUAUAUAAAGUAUUGUAA
Mucor mucedo is the source of this 1035-nucleotide messenger RNA. RefSeq lists its product as uncharacterized. The coding region runs from base 1 to 1035 and encodes 344 amino acids. Gene Ontology annotation, molecular function: S-adenosylmethionine-dependent methyltransferase activity. The record is from RefSeq and is a predicted model, not a curated record. The transcript is spliced from 5 exons. Lineage: Eukaryota; Fungi; Mucoromycota; Mucoromycetes; Mucorales; Mucoraceae.